AUGGACGAGGACUGCGGCGUGCUGGAGAAUGGCGACUGCGAGAUCGCGCGGCAGACCAGUGACAUCACCUUCAGCACAAACAUUGGCCCCUCCCCCGGCCUGAGGAGGAAACAGCUGAUGUGGCAAAACGCCGUCAGAAACAUCAUCGACCAGCACAACCUGUACUCACUGAGGCUCGCUGGAGGCCUGGAGAGAGGGCGGCAUCGCAUCAUCGUCACCGACGCCUACAUCGCUGACAUCAACAGGCAGAUCCGGAAUAAGGCGUCCCGUGGAGCGCUCUGGCAGAAACGGCGCUCGUCUGCUGCUCGUGUCUACCCGACGACGCCGAGGAUCACCGUGGCGACGCACACAAAACACGACCCGCUAAGCGAUGCCGACUUCUUCGUGUCCUGGGGGUCGACAGUGAGAGGCGUCUUCAUUCCCGCACUGCAACACACAUUCAAGUCUCCGGACCUGGAGCAGCUCUACCAGCAGUUCUCAUCCGGCCAGAGAAGAACCUCGCUGGUCGUCACCAACGUCGUCGACAUCCUGACCAGACUCCUGAUCUUACUGCUGACGUGGCCGCCGGGCUGGUGGGGCGUGGCCUGCGAUUGGCUGGCCGGCCUGUCGGUCGUCCUGUGGGCGGGGAUCUGCGUGCUGGCGCUGACCAGGAGGGAGGUGAUGUCAUCGCCGCUGUGGCUGAGGUACCUGUCUGUGGUCAGCUGGUUGUCUCAGAUGCUGCAGGUGUUGGUUGGUGUGUUCAGCUGGGCGGAGAGCGAUCACUCCUGGUACGUCUUCUUCUCUCUGUUCUCCACCUACACCCUGCUGCCCCUCCCCCUCCUCUGGUCCAUCAUCGCUGGGGCAACCACCUCCAUCCUGCACCUGCUAUUGGACGUCUGCUGUCACUACGGCGACCACACCUUCAUCAGAAAGGUGCUGUCGAAGGCCCUGUUGUACCUGGCCAUGAACACUGCCGGUCUGUUCAUUCACUACCUGUCAGACCGGACUCAGAGACAGGCCUUCCUGGAGACCAGACGCUGUAUCGAGGGACGAGUCAGACUGGAGAGAGAGAACCACAGACAGGAGCGUCUGGUGAUGUCCAUCCUGCCUCGGUUUCUGGUUCUGGAGAUGAUCGCUGACAUGGCCCCCAUAGAUGAGUAUCUGCUGCCUCAGCAGUUCCACAAGAUCUACAUCCACCACUACAAAGACGUCAGCAUCCUGUUUGCAGACAUCAUCGGCUUCACUUCUCUGUCGUUGGUUCUCUCGGCUCAAGAACUCGUCAGAACUCUGAACGAACUCUUCGGCCGCUUCGAUCGGCUGGCUGAGGAGCACCAGUGUUUGCGUAUUAAGAUCCUGGGCGACUGUUAUUAUUGUGUCUCUGGAGUGCCGGAGCCUCAGCGAGGACACGCCCGCUGCUGCGUGGAGAUGGGCCUCAGCAUGAUCAACACCAUACGUUACGUUCGUCGGGAGCUGCAGCAGGAGGUGGACAUGAGGAUCGGCGUCCAUUCCGGUUCGGUUCUUUGUGGUGUUUUGGGUCUUCAGAAGUGGCAGUUUGACAUCUGGAGCUGGGACGUGGACAUCGCCAACAGUCUGGAGGCUGCAGGAGUCGCGGGGCGGGUCCACAUCUCGCGGGCCACCCUGGACUGUCUGGGCGGGAUCUACGAGACGGAGGCGGGGCGCGGCCAGGAGCGCAAUGAGUUUCUACGGAAGCACAACAUUGACACGUACCUGAUCCGCCCAGCGCUACGAGAGGAGGCGGAGCCACCGAGAGCGAGACGUCCGAGUUAUGACGAGAUGACGACCUGGAGCGCCGAGCUGCCGUUCGGAGACAUCCUGGGAAUGAACUUUAUCCUCGCCACCUUCACGAACGGCUCUUUAACUCAGCUGCCCAAUCAGAUUGCAGCACAGCGGUCGGGAUCACGAGAAGUCAACAAGAGGAUCUGUCAGGCCAUGGAGAUACGGAGCAGCGAGCGAAUGAGGAAGGAGCACAUCACGACGUUCACCCAGGUGUUCAAGGACUCCCACAUGGAGGGAAAGUACUCCCAAAUGAGAGACGAACUCUUCAAGUCCAACAUGGUUUGUUCUUUCAUCCUGCUGCUGCUGCUGAUGGCCGUCCAGGCACUAAUCCCUGCCCCACGUUUUUGUCCAAUGGUGGCUCAGUUUGUGGUUGGCGGCAGUGUUUACUUCCUGCUCCUGCUGCUGACUCUGGGGGAGGAGUUUAAGCGUUGCCCCGCCCCUCUGCAGUCUCUCUGUUGCUGGGUUCACGAAACCAAGCCCGCCCGGACUCUGCUCACCCUCACCGCCAUCACCGUCAACUUCGGAGUCGCCUCCUCAGACAUCCUGUGGUGUGAUUCAUCAGAAACACACAUCAACAGCAGUGACUCCCAGCUGGCUCCGCCCACCUCCACCUGGCCUGACAUCAACAUCUGCACACAUCCAGAGUACAUGGUGCUGAGCGGCGUGGUUGCCAUGGCUACCUGUGCAGUAUUCCUAAGGUUAAGUUGUGUGUUGAAGUUGGCCGUCCUCCUGCUGGCCGCCACCCUCUACACCUACCUCAUAGAGACACACAGGUGACCUAUUACCACACACCUGCCUCAUAGAGACACACAGGUGACCUCGUCUCAUCACUUGUGCAAGAAAGGAGUUUGCGUCGUUCUGAUGGUGAUGUUUGUGGUAGCCGUCCUCUACAACAGCAGACAGCUGGAGGCGACGGCACGGCUGGACUUCCUGUGGCGCCUCCAGGCGAGGAAGGAGGUGGAGGACAUGAAGGAGCUGAGGGAGCACAACGAGUGUCUGCUGCUCAACAUCCUGCCGGCCCACGUCGCCCAGCACUUCCUGCAGAGGGACCGUGACAAUGAGGAGCUGUACUCUCAGUCGUACGAGCGAGUCGGCGUCCUCUUCGCAUCUCUGCAGGGUUUCUCUGACUUCUACGAGCAGAAGGAGGUCGUUCAUCAGCCCGUCGAGUGUCUCCGCCUCCUCAACCACAUCAUCACCGACUUCGAUGAGCUGCUAGAGGAGUGUUACUUCCAGGAGGUGGAGAAGAUUAAGACCAUCGGCAGUUCGUACAUGGCAGCUUCUGGUCUCUCUCCUGACAGACAGGAGUGUGAGGACGGCUGGCAUCACGUCAGCGAGCUGGUUCUGUUCGCUCUGGCCAUGCAGGAAACACUCAAACACAUCAACACGCACACAGGAAACAGCUUACAGCUGCGAGUCGGUAUCGCUCACGGCCCGGUGAUCGCAGGUGUGAUCGGUGCCACCAAACCUCAGUACGACAUCUGGGGGACGACGGUGAACAUGGCGAGCCGGAUGGAGAGCACGGGAGUCAGUGGGAGGAUUCAGGUCCCAGAAUCCACCAGCUGCAUCCUGGUGGAGCGAGGCUUCCUGCGGCAGCUCAGAGGGAACAUUUACGUCAAAGGCAUCAGUGAGCGCCAUGGAAAGGUUCGGACGUUCUUCGUGAGCAGUCGUGAGGAACGAUCCAGUUUCAUAGAGCGUGGCGGUGGGCGGGGCUUCAGUCUGAACAGGAACACGCUGGGAGCUGUGGUCUACAGCCUGGUUCAGGCCAGGAAGAGGGAGAAACUGAUGGAGGAGAACGGAGGAUUUCACCUGGUGGAGGCAUCGUAGGAGGAAGUGUCAGCUGGUGUGAACUCGAGGAGCGUCGAGAAGCGAUGAACGGCAUCGAGUUAGCGGCGAGAAGCCGAAGGGAGGAGAAACAAAUGGGGCCGUUAUCCUCCAAUCAGAUAGCUUCUUCUUCUGUGGUUUGAAAGAAACUCUUUUUAUAUUUUGUAU
Molecule: messenger RNA, 3765 nt
Organism: Chelmon rostratus (copperband butterflyfish)
Lineage: Eukaryota; Metazoa; Chordata; Actinopteri; Chaetodontiformes; Chaetodontidae
Product: adenylate cyclase type 8
Exons: 23
Biological process (GO): cAMP biosynthetic process; intracellular signal transduction; adenylate cyclase-activating G protein-coupled receptor signaling pathway
Cellular component (GO): plasma membrane
Molecular function (GO): adenylate cyclase activity
Source: RefSeq, a predicted model, not a curated record